Cyclospora cayetanensis is the source of this 2712-nucleotide messenger RNA. RefSeq lists its product as uncharacterized. NCBI's taxonomy places the organism in Eukaryota, Apicomplexa, Conoidasida, Eucoccidiorida, Eimeriidae. Gene Ontology annotation, cellular component: COG complex. Bases 1 to 2712 code for a protein of 903 amino acids. The transcript is spliced from 2 exons. Gene Ontology annotation, biological process: intra-Golgi vesicle-mediated transport. The record is from RefSeq and is a predicted model, not a curated record.
AUGUUGCAGCUGGAUCUGCAGGCACGGCCCCAAGAGGGAGAGGCGCUACAGCCGCAGCAGCUUCACAGACUGAACGGGGAGGCGGGAGGUCAAGGAACUCCCGCCUUAGCGAAAGCCGGCACAGCCGUCGAGGGUCACUUGCAGCAGAUUGUGCGGGAGCUGCUGCAAGAACAGGGGCGAGCCGACAUCUCCCUGCUAGCUGAGAGCCUCACGUGCCUCGAUACCCACGGCUGGCGGCAACAUCCGCCAGCAGCAGGGGCCUCUGCGCGGCUGCCAACAACAGUAGGCCUCUCGCUGUUUGUGCGGCGGCAGCGGCUCGAGACGUACAGGCAGCAGCUUCAUGCCUUCCGUCGAGUGUUUCCGCUGCUUCAACAACUUCAGCAAGCGGCAGAGAGCCUCAACAGCACGCUGGCCACAGCACUGGGGCGCCUCGCUAAGAGCCGGCUGCAUUUGUUGCCCUUGCUGCAGCAGCUGCUAAAGCUGCGACAGGAGCAGCAACAGCUCUCAAACAAAGAGGCAACAUGUACGGCGAUCCUCGAGCGCCUCUCGGUACCACCCCAAGCCUUAGAGGCUCUGACGCGUCCGCUGCCUCCGCAAGAAUCAGCGUCGUUACCAGCAGCCAGAGCACCCGAUGGGAGGAAGCCUCAGGAGGUGCAUGCAGUUUCUAGGGAGUUGCACACUACGGUCGACGCCUUGGCCACGGUGCAGCAGCGGCGACACCUGUUGCAAAAACUGGCUGCAGCCGCCUCUGCAGACUUCCCGCUAAUAGAGAGCCUGCUCCUGCAAACACGGGAACUCAGUGACUUGGGGCAAGAGCGCCUCUUUCUGCUCGUCCUCCAUCGGCUGCAGCAGCUUGGGCCUUUUAGCAGAGACACCGUACUGUGGGAGGCCUUGACCAACCUGCACGGGUAUCCCGCAUAUCUGUUGCAGUGCCUGCAACAGCUGCUACGCUUGCGGCGGCAUCUGCUGCGCCAGGGAUUCGAACGGGCAGCGUGGACACCCCGAGAUGCUGUUGUUGGUAGCAGAGACACGCCGAGGCCUCUAAGGAGCUCCGUCGAAUGGCUGUCGCAUGCUGCAGCGGAGGAGGCUGAAAUUUUUGUCGCGGUGUUGGACCUCCUUUUUGCGAAGGGGGGCGCAGCAGCGCUCGGGAUUGCGGAGCUGCAGCAGGGAAGGCGUGCGAAUGUGGCUGCUGAGUCGCCUGUGGAGUCGAUGGGGGCCCCCAUGAGCUCCGCGGCCUCUCACGUCAACAGGGCGUCCGCCGAGGAGGCAGCCGAAGGGGGGCCCUUUCUGGAAGAGCUACCUACACUCGUAGAGCAGCAAGUCCAGCAGCAGCAGCAAGAAGAAGAUCCCGAGCGGCACGAGCCAACAAAGGGCUGGUUGCCGAUGUCUGACGCGCCGACGCUUCCGGCUGAAGCUGGAGGCAGUGCGGCAACACUGCAGCAGCUGUUGGAUCCUGUGGCUCUGCUGGACGGGGCGCUGGAGGUCUUGCAUGCGCCGCUUACUGCUCUCGUGACAACUGCGCUUGAAAGCAACAGCAGUAAAAAAAGCGGGGACGGCGGCAUCUCCGCCCUCAAAGUCGCUCUGUUGCUGCAAGGGGAGGCAGCGGCGAUAGAAGAGGCCGUUGCUGCUUCCUUGCGAAUCUCGCCGCAGCAGCGUCUCGAGACAAAUCAGCAGCAGAACCAGCCCCCGAGGAAGCUGCUCCUGGUAUCCCACGUGCUGGACUUGCACGAAAAGGCGAUUGAGGUGUUUGAGGCUCAGUGGGAUUCUUCAGCGCUCCAGCUGCCGCAGCUGUCUCCAGCAACUGCAGCACGGUGGAACCCUUGCGGUGAGAAUGAGGAGGCCCGUAGAAGCAGCGGCACGCCCUCGUUCCUGAGUCGCUUUGCUGCGAGGCUGCAAGACAUGCUGCUCACUCACGCAUCCUUCUUGCCCUCCGUCGUAACGCAGCAGGAAGCGCAGCAGAUGCAGAUGCGUGAGACGUCUUUGCAACGGCUGGAGGCCCUUGUGGGGAGGGACGUGCCUCGCUGCGUUAAUUUCUGCCUUCAACUAGGCCAUCUAAUGGGGGGAAUCGGCGGCUGUGUGUAUAUUCUGAAUGCCCUGUGUUCGCUCCGCACCGUGCUGCAGUCGGAGGUUCUCUCGCUGCCGCCUCAGCUGCAGCAGGCGCAGCAAGAGCAGCAGCAGCAGCAGAAACAGUUUCAGGAGAUUCUCGCACUGCCCCUGCUGCAGCAGCAGCGCCGCCUCCUCACGGAGCUUAUAGAUGAGAAAUCACAGGAACUUGGACAAAUGGAGGGGGCACGCCUUCGCACCAAAUGCGGCCUGACUUUGAUGCUGGAGGCAGUCGAUGCCUAUGGACGCCCUCCCUCUCCAGAGGAUCAUCCUGCGCCGGAGUUCGUGAGCCACGGCCCUUUAGGGACCCCUCAGGACGCCCCCACUACGGGAUCAGGAAUGUCCAAGGAUAUCGCAGCAGAACUGCUGACAGCAGAGAAGGUGGAAGACUUCUUAGCUGCCUUAAUGACUCAAGUUUAUGGAGAUACAGCUCUCGAAAUGCCUCUCCUCGGGGCCCUCGCUCAAGGAGCCCUACGGCGCAAGGUCCGUGCAGCUGCCUUGGAAGCCCUUGUAGAUGGGUACAGCAAACUAUACACCUUUAUUAUCAGUGAAGGUAGAGGCUCCCCUACCCACACCCCUGAACAGAUUAAGCUUCUACUAGACCUGUGA